This is a messenger RNA of Arthroderma uncinatum, 771 nucleotides long. RefSeq lists its product as uncharacterized. The record is from RefSeq and is a predicted model, not a curated record. The transcript has a single exon. Bases 1 to 771 code for a protein of 256 amino acids. NCBI's taxonomy places the organism in Eukaryota, Fungi, Ascomycota, Eurotiomycetes, Onygenales, Arthrodermataceae. Gene Ontology annotation, molecular function: ATP binding; protein kinase activity. Gene Ontology annotation, biological process: protein phosphorylation.
AUGCGAGAGAGCUGCAAGCAGCUUCUUACAGAAACAAUGGAGAAAUCCGUCAUUCGGACUGAUGGCGCUCCUCUUGAUCCUGGUGUUCCCUCACAAGUCGUUAUUCCUGCUUGGCUCGGACUUGGUUCCGAUGAGCUUACUUUGACCAAUUGCCAAAUUGCAAUUGUCGAUUUUGGAGAGGCAUAUGACCCUUUGGUUACAAAACGAACUUCCACUCAUACACCAAUUAUAUUGGCACCACCAGAAGCUCGUUUCUUAGACUCCGAAAAUGGGGAAUAUCUCUCCUUCUCAAGUGACAUAUGGUCAUUAGCGUGUGUUAUCUGGCAGCUAUUUGGUGAUGGUCCACUUUUCCAAACAUUCGCUGGUACUUGGGAAGAACUUACGAUUGAACAUGUUGAAGUCUUUGGUAAACUUCCUGAUCGAUGGUGGAACAAGUGGUCUACCAGAAGUGAUUGGUUUGACGAUGAUGGAACGAAAAAUGUGAAGAAAGAAAAGUACCGCCCUUGGCAUGGAUUUUAUGAGACCUGGGAGAAACGCUUUCCAAAAUAUAUUCGGCAAGCACGAGACCGGCCAACUCUGAAUGUUGGAUUAUGGUCGGCGGAGGAACAAGAGGCAUUUGGGGAGAUGAUGAAAAUGAUGUUGGUUUUUGAACCAAGUAAAAGGGCUACGAUUGAGGAAAUAUUGCAGUGUGACUGGAUGCAGCAGUGGGGAUUUCCUGAAUUUCAAAGAAUGCAGGAUGCAAUGAGAGCAGAUAGUACCCCCUUAGAGUAG